Cherax quadricarinatus is the source of this 3512-nucleotide messenger RNA. The record is from RefSeq and is a predicted model, not a curated record. NCBI's taxonomy places the organism in Eukaryota, Metazoa, Arthropoda, Malacostraca, Decapoda, Parastacidae.
UUCCUCCCGACCUUUGUGACCGUGAAAGCUUCCAGCUGGUGAUCUACUGAACGUAAAGCCUUCCAGCUGGUGAUAUUUUAAAAGAGAAGUCUUCCAGCUGGUGAUAUAGUGACCGUGAAGGUUUCCAGUUCGUGAUAUAGUGACCGUGAUGCCUUCCAGCUGGUGAUAUUUUGAAAGAGAAGCCUUCCAGCUGGUGAUCUAGUGACCGUGAAGCCUUCCAGCUGGUGAUCUAGUGACUGUGAAGGCUUCCAGCUGGUGCUUGCACAGCGCGCGGACAAGCGUUAGGAAACCUCGCUCACCAUGACGCUAGUGGGGCUUCGCUAGUUCACCCCCAGGUGGGCUAGCCAGGUGGUGGCGGGGCUAGGCAGGUGGUGGAGGGGCUAGCCAUGAGUGAGGAUGUGGGGGCUAGAAGGCCCUCCAUUGCAACUAUCUUCAACCCACGCCGUGGGCGUGGGUCCGCCCCCUCACGCCCAUCUGUAGUGGUGACGGAUGAGGAUACCCCUUACCCGCCACUUCAGCUGUCUAACGGGGCACGAGUGGGGUCAGCAGGGGGUAGCAAUACCACUCCUGUUAAUAGUCCUUCAAUGACACUGGGGUCACCUGUUCCCCCUCCUGACACAGAAGUGGGUUCAGUGGGUGACAGUCCCAGGGACGCGCCACCUUCCAAGUGUCAGAGCUUCAGGAAGGCUGUCUUCUCUAACACAACCAGGAAGAUCGUAGUUGGGUGGAUAGUGACGUGUUGCGUCACCACGUCGUGGGUAGGUGCUACCCACCUCAUUAAGGACAUGUUCCUUCGUGAGGUGUCGGUCUCAGGAACACCUGCUCCAGCCUACCCCAACACUACACUGCCUGUCACGCCUGUCGUCCAGGUGAAGGUGUUCGACGCAGCGUUCUUCACGACGUGGUUCUGCACGACGUGGACCAGUCUCUUCUUUCCUCUCUACAUGGUGUGUCAUUCUUGUCUGAGGCGAGACAAGUCCUCCCUCAAACACACACUCAAGACUCUCGCUCAGAACUUCAGAGAUCGUGGAGUCACCUUUGGUAAGUUCAUGACCCGGAGCUGUCUCUUCUGCCUGCUGUGGGUGGUGACUAACUACAUGUACGUUUACUCUCUGAGGAUCCUCGACUGCACAGACGUCAUGGCGCUCUACUCCGCCCACGUCUCUUUCGUCUACCUCCUCUCCUGGGUCAUUCUCCACGACCAGUUUGUCGGCGUUAGGAUUGUUGCAGUGAUUCUCUGCAACACUGGCAUUGCACUGCUGGCCUACAUGGACGGUAUUACCAGAACCAAAACUCUGGGAGGUGUGGUACUGGCUGCUGCGUCUGCUGCUGGCUCUGCUGUCUACAAGGUGCUGUUCAAGAAGGUUAUAGGUGAAGCGAGCUUCGGGCAGGUGAGUCUUAUCUUCACUGUGAUAGCGCUGCUCAACACCACCUUGCUGAGUCCCCUGGUGGCCACCUUCUAUUUUAGCGGCUACGAGACACUUCUCUGGGCUCACCUACCCUGGCCCAACCUCCUUAUAGCUGCGGCACUCUCACUAGGUGAGUCCCACGCAUCAUUCACCUCUCUGGUGCUGGCAGUACCUGUGUCUGCAGCCUUGGACAUCAAAUGGUACCAUGUGAGGUUUGAGGGGAUGAAGCUGGCUGGUGUAGUCCUGAUCGUGUGCGGGUUCUUCCUGGUACUCUUCCCUGCUAACUGGCCAGAGUACAUCACUAAGGUGCUCCGUUGGGGUCGACACAGGAAGCGGAACCAGCCGAGACAACAGCCAGAGCCUGUCGACUACCGUACUGGUCUCAUUUCUCGGUCUCACCUUCGCUCCCCAUCAGGAUUAAUACGAUAAUCUGUGUAUGGACGACACUGAGCGAUUUCGCUCGUUACCGAGACUUAUAGUUAACAUUAAUCAGCAGUAAACAGUGCAGAGCUAUUUAAACAGCAGCACAGAGACAGUGUGUUUAGGGUUGAGGUUGUGAAUGUUAGGAACGACAGUACGGUAGCAGAUGUGUGAUAGCCAUGGCUGUUGAAACUAUUUGAAAGCGAGAUAUUAGCGGCUCCAUUGCUGGCAGUUUAUAUGUAUUUAUAUGUAUUACUGUAUAGACAUACCUUUAUUAUUUUUAUUACCUGCUUGGUUUGUACACUAUCUGACGUCACAUUACUCAUAUCAGUGACGCUGGAUGACUUUGUCAUGUUUAUCAAAGUUACAAUAGCUCUGUAUAUAUUAUUUUACACCUCUGAAAUUAUGCCCUAUAAUUUUUUUUUAUUGAAAUCAGUAUUAUAGAUUUCUACAACAAUUAUAUUAUAAAUAUUGUACAAUUAGAAUUAAACCUAUAAUUUUUUUGUACAAUUUUCUCCUGUUGUUACACACUAAUUAUAAAUGAAAACUUAAUUGAAAAAAAAAAAAUAUAUAUUUAAUAUAACCGCAAACAAGCGAUGUAAGUAAUGCAGAACAAGUCACCUGGGGAUAGAAAUCUCCAACUCAAGAUCUUUCGCACUCUCUGUGCGUCGUCAGGAGCUAGGCAAUGUUGCAAGACUAGCAACAGAAAGUAGUGAGAAAAAUUCUCUCUCUGGGGGGAAAGUAGAAGUGUAAAAGUCAGGCCAUGUUGUAGUGUGGUGCUACCUGGCUCCUGAACCACCUCCACCUGUCCCUUCUCUCUCUCCCCUUACGUGGGCGGGCAGGGAGGAAACCCACGGGUUUGUAGUAGGCUGGUUACUGAAUAAUAAGGUACAUUUUUAUCGACAUCAGCUAAUCUAAUGAAGUAUGAAAUCAUUAUACUUAAGUGGUAAAUACAUUCUCAGGCUUAAUGUAACUUUAAAUAUUAAACGAAUCAGAGGUGUUGUGUGUCACCCUGCAUUCUCGACAAUGUUCCAGGAAGUGUUGUCUACAAGGAUCCCUACAUAGUAACAUAUGUGCGAGGUUCCUAGGGUAGCCUAGGGUAGCCUAAGGUAGCCUAGGGUGGUCGAGCAGAGGGACUUAUCGCCUGUGGGGUUCCAGGAUUAAAAAACACUGCAACUACCUUGGAGCAAGGUAGGUAAAUAUGUAGGGAUCUUUGCAGACAUCACUUUCUGGAACAUUCUCGGACGUAUAGGGUGACACACAACACCUCUGAUUUGUGAGAAUGUGAGUGUAUUAACCACUUCGUAAAAUGAUUCCAUAAGCAAUUAGAUAUUCUGACUGACUGGAGGUGAAUAGAUGAUAUGCAGCCUUAAUGACCCUCGUAUAGUAGAUAGAUUUGAAACCCUAUUAGCUAGUAAAUCAUUUAAAGGAAGUGCCAAAGAUUGAAAUUUUGUAUUGACAUUAUUUAAUAAUGAUUCAAAUGAAUUUAUAACAGAGUGGAAUUUUGUGUCGAGAUGAACUUUGUUUAUGAAGGUCGUUUAGAUCUAUACAGAGUUUUAUCAAGUCUUGAUAAAACUGUUUAGAGCAAAAUAAAUAUAAAAAUAAUAUCUGUUCUGUACACAUUGUCUCUCUACCUUUUUAUGUGCAGCAUUUCUCCCAAAAUUGGGCCUUAACAAAGUACUU